CGGUUAUUGUACGCCAGUUGUCGUGAGUGACGGACGUGUGCGAUAUCUUAACUUUAAAUUUCGGAAAAGCCGCAACUUACGAUAAUUGAAGUAUGCCUUUUAUGCAAAUAUAGUGUCAGCGUGUAACAACAAAAAUGCAAGUUAUCGAACUACAAGCCGUGGAUUUUGAUGAUGCGUUUGCUAAUGGAGUGAGUUCGCCGGAUACUUUUUUCCGGAAUAUUCAAAAAAAAGUCACCAAUUUUUUGAUAUGGAAAGUCGAGAAUAUGCAAUUAGUGGCAAUUCCCAAAGACCAACAUGGGAUUUUCUACACAAGUGAUUCUUAUCUAAUUUAUGCCGCUUCUUGUUGCGGAAGUCCUGCAGGAAUCGACACUGUGGUUAGGGAAAUUCGUAAUGGGCCCUUGGAGUAUCACUUACACUUUUGGCUGGGCUCCGAAACGACUUCCGAAAAGUCCGGCGUGGCUGCUUAUAAGACCGUUGAGCUUGACAAACGCCUUGGGGGAAUUACAGUGCAGCAUAGGGAGACCCAAGCAAAUGAGAGCGCUCGAUUUCGAAGCUACUUCAAAAACGGCAUAAGAAUACUGAAGAAAGAAAUGGGCAACUUGCCUUCCACACCGAUGCUGUACAAGAUAAAGGGAAAGAAAAUUCCAAUCAUUGUGCAAGAAGAAGGUGUAUCGUGGAAGUUUUUCAACAGCGACGAUGUGAUAUUGAUCCUCACAAAGAAUACAAUCUUUUCGUGGAUUGGUAGAGCAUCCAAUUCUGUUGAGAGGCAACUUGCAGCUAAGAUUGCUUUGUCUUUGAAAGAGGAAAAUAAUGUCCCUACUAUUACAUUUGUGAAUGAUGGUUAUGAAAAAACACUUUCCGAAGAUGCUAAAGCCGAAUUUGAUAACUACCUUCCUUUGGACAAACGUAUUGUACUUCCUCCGGAUUAUAACGCUGACGUGGAAAACGGGCAAGAGACCAAAACGCCUUUGCGCCUUUACAGGUGCACGGAAAUGUCUGGGAAAUAUCGUGUGGUGGAAGUAAAACCUGGACCCAUAUCUCAAUCUGAUUUAAAUAAUGAGGAUGUGUAUAUCGUGGAUAAUUCUUGCAAUGGGAUUUGGGUUUGGGUGGGUAAAGGAACGACAGAGAAGGAACGCUUGGAGGCGAUUAGAAAUGCACGCGGUUUUGUCAAAAAGAAAAACUAUCCCAACAACACACAAGUGGUCCGUGUAAUUGAUGGACAUGAGCCAGUCGAGUUUAAGAUGCUGUUUUCCAAUUGGACCAACAAAGAUGAAGUAAAAAACCAAAGAAUUCCUGCCGUCAUAUGCGUAUCCAAGGUGGCAGUGGGUAAAUUUGAUGCCGAGACGUUAGUGGAACGACCCGCGCUGGCAGCGGAGUCGCAACUUAUUGAUGAUGGUUUCGGCACCAUAAAAAUGUGGAAAAUUACCAAAUCUAACACCGUCGAAUUGCCAAGCAAUCGACAAGGUACAAUGUUUUCCGGGGAGUGCUAUUUAAUAUUAUACACCUAUGAAAUGAAGACAUUAAGAAAUGUGGUCUACGUGUGGUUGGGCAACGACGCUCCUCAAGAGGAUAUUAACUGUACAAAAUUCAAAGCAAAUGAGAUUUCAGGAGAACUCGACGAAGGGGCAAUGCAAGUGCGAAUUGUUCAAGGGUUUGAGUCGCCACACUUCUUGCAACUUUUUCACGGCCGAAUGAUUGUAUUUAGAGGAAGAUCGCCGGCUGUAGAAGACGAUCACACCAAAAAGGGUAAAAGUUAUCUGUUACAAAUCUGCGGUUCCACUUCCUAUUCGACUAAAGCACUGGAAGUCGCCGCUCAAGCUUCCAGUUUAAAUUCGAACUAUUGCUACGUCUUUAAGAAACGAAAGCAUUACUACAUAUGGUGCGGCAACUUCUCUACUGGAGAUCAGAGAGAAAUGGCGAAAGGGUUUAUAGGCAAAGAUUUUUCUAUAUUAAUGGAAGGGAAAGAGUCUGCCAAUUUCUGGGACGACCUCGGAGGCCAAUCACCUUACCAUACAUCUAAACUAUCCAACGAUGAUGAAAAUCUCAGAGUCCCUCGGUUAUUUAAUUGCCGUAUAGUGAAUGGGAGAUUCAAGGCUGAAGAAUGCGUUAAUUUUACCCAGAACGAUCUGCUGCCAGAAGACGUCUUACUUCUCGAUACCUGGAAAAGUGUUUUUAUGUGGAUGGGUAGCUUGAGCAGCAACGCUGAACAAAAGUCAGCGAUGACUACUGCCGAAGUAUACCUGGCAAACGACCCAGCAGGUCGAAGUAUGAAUAUGCCAAUAGCGUUAAUCAAGCAAGGCCAAGAACCGCCUAAUUUUGCGGGAUUUUUUGCGAAUUGGAAUUCAUCAUUAUGGACUAACUAUAAAUCGUUUGAAGAGGUAAGAUAUGAAAUAGAAGGCAGCUCCGCAACUAUUCCCUUAAAAGAUGUGAGAGGAAACGGCGAAUGUAACCACUUUGACCAAUAUAUCAAAUAUCCUAUCAAGGUACUUGCGGCCGCUAAUGAUUGCCUUCCUGGCAGGGUGGAUCCAUUACGCAAAGAAGUUCAUCUUACACAUGACGAUUUUGUUUCGUUAUUUAAAAUAGACUAUAGCGAAUUUGAGACUUUACCAAAGUGGAGACAGCAGGAAAUGAAGAAAAAGGUUGGAUUGUUUUAAUUAGAAGAUAUAUUAAGUAUAGAUUUGUUUAAUGUACCUAAUCAUAUUAUUUUUGUAAUUAAAUUUAAAAAAUGAUCAAAGUCCUCGUGUGA
This is a messenger RNA of Photinus pyralis (common eastern firefly), 2746 nucleotides long. It is a transcript of the gene qua, whose product is annotated as advillin. The transcript has 15 exons. Bases 135 to 2654 code for a protein of 839 amino acids. Lineage: Eukaryota; Metazoa; Arthropoda; Insecta; Coleoptera; Lampyridae. Gene Ontology annotation, molecular function: actin filament binding. Gene Ontology annotation, biological process: cytoskeleton organization. The record is from RefSeq and is a predicted model, not a curated record.